AUGGAAAAGCUUUUGCAGAUAGGCAAAGAAUUCGGAUUGGAGGGAGAAAAGCUGCUUGAGUUUGUAGAAAAACAACAAAAGUUAGAAGAUGAAAAAAGAAGAAAAACGUCGAAAACUUGAGGAAGAAAGAAGGAGAGAGGAGGAAGAGAAGGAAGAAAAACGUAGACAGUUAGAAGAUGAAAAGGAAGAGAGACGUCGAAUACUUGAGGAAGACAGAAGAAAGGAAGAAGAAGAGAAGGAGGAAAGGCGUAGAAGAGAAGACGAAGAAAAAGAAGCUAGGCGGCAAGAACCCGAUCUGAGAAAAUUGGAGCUGGAAGCGGAACUGUUANAAUUCAAUUGUUUGCCGACUACAGUAACCAGAAAAAGGACAGUUCAAGAAGAAGGAGUUACAGCGAAAGUAAGAGGAACUGCUACGAGGAAGUAUAUCAAGUGUGUUUGCUGUGAACUACUGCUGUGGGAAUGGAAAAGCUUUUGCAGAUAGGCAAAGAAUUCGGAUUGGAGGGAGAAAAGCUGCUUGAGUUUGUAGAAAAACAACAAAAGUUAGAAGAUGAAAAAAGAAGAAAAACGUCGAAAACUUGAGGAAGAAAGAAGGAGAGAGGAGGAAGAGAAGGAAGAAAAACGUAGACAGUUAGAAGAUGAAAAGGAAGAGAGACGUCGAAUACUUGAGGAAGACAGAAGAAAGGAAGAAGAAGAGAAGGAGGAAAGGCGUAGAAGAGAAGACGAAGAAAAAGAAGCUAGGCGGCAAGAACCCGAUCUGAGAAAAUUGGAGCUGGAAGCGGAACUGUUAAAGCAAAAAGAAGCUAUUGAAGCUGCUAAGAGAGAGCACAAACUAGAGCUUGCUCGUCUAGGACAAGGCUGUAACGAUACCGAACGUGCUGAAGUGAGAGAGGAUAGGGCCAAGGUACCCAAGCUUCCCUCAUUUGUUGAUGACAAGGAUGACUUGGAUGCUUACCUACAACAAUUUGAGAGGUUCGCAACUACAGCUAAAUGGGAGAAGACAGGAUGGGCUUCGAAACUUAGUGCUCUUUUGUCUGGGCAUGCUCUAGAGGUUUAUUCACGAUUAUCUGAGGAGGUAGCCCAAGAUUAUGAUCGAGUAAAGUUAGCUUUGAUGAAGAGAUAUGACCUUACAGAGGACGGAUAUCGUCGUAAAUUUAGAGCAUCAAAGCCGGAAGUUGACGAGAGUCCUGAACAGUUUAUAGUGUGACUGGAUAGAUACUUGUUGCGUUGGUUAGAGCUGUCGAACACUGAGAAUUCUUUUGAAGGCCUGAAAGAUUUAAUUGUAAAAGAACAAUUUAUUGACGCAUGUCCAAAAGAGUUAGCUAUUCACCUUCGUGAAAGAGCCCCGGAAACGCUUGUUCAGAUAGCAAAGAUUGCCGAUCAGUACUUGGAAGCACACGGAAAGCAUCUGUUUAGCUCUGCGAGCAAGAAGCUACAAGUACAGCCCAAGGUGGAUGAAUCAAAGAAUCAGCAGAGUGAUUCAACGACAGUAGUGUGUUUCAAGUGUAACGCUCGUGGCCACAGGGCUGUUAAC
Messenger RNA from Porites evermanni, 1531 nucleotides. The record is from the annotation of a GenBank genome assembly. NCBI's taxonomy places the organism in Eukaryota, Metazoa, Cnidaria, Anthozoa, Scleractinia, Poritidae.